Messenger RNA from Diaporthe amygdali, 1995 nucleotides. RefSeq names its product nucleolar complex-associated protein 3. Gene Ontology annotation, biological process: DNA replication initiation. The record is from RefSeq and is a predicted model, not a curated record. The transcript has a single exon. The coding region runs from base 1 to 1995 and encodes 664 amino acids. Gene Ontology annotation, molecular function: chromatin binding. Gene Ontology annotation, cellular component: nucleolus. NCBI's taxonomy places the organism in Eukaryota, Fungi, Ascomycota, Sordariomycetes, Diaporthales, Diaporthaceae.
AUGGGGCCCCCUUCCAAGAAGAGGCGUCUAAGCCCGCCUCAGUCGGAUGAGAACAUUUCAGGCGCGAAGGUACAGAAUGCGUUCUUCAAGAAUGCUGCCAGUUGGAACCUAGAGCAGGACUACGAGUCGCGUCCAAGGAAAGGAAAGAAGAAGGAGAAGGAGAGCAACAAACUUCCCAUCAAGACGGCAGAUGGUCGCUUGGAGCAGGUGGCCGUGAUCGACGAGAUUGCUCCCAUUGAGAGCGACGAUGAAUGGCUGGACGGGAACGAGAGCGAUGGGGCAGCCUCGGAGUCUGCCCAGGAACUUCAUCCGGCCGAACCAACGAUGUCGGAGCGUGAACAGAUCAUCAAAACGAAGGAGGAGCUGGCGAAGAUCGGUCAACAUCUAAGCGAGAACCCAGAGGAGUACCCUGGGGCUUUCAAACAGCUGGGGAAGCUCGGGGAGUCAAGCAUUCCUGCCAUUCGCAAGCUCUGCGUAGUGACACAGCUGGCGAUAUACAAAGAUGUCAUCCCAGGCUAUCGGAUACGACCGAGCACUGAGGAUCCCGCCGGGGCGAAAUUGUCCAAGGAAGUCAAGAGUUUGCGGUCAUAUGAACACGCUCUAGUGGCUGGCUACCAAGCAUACUUGAAGAAGUUGACAGAGUAUGCCAAGCUCAAGGGCUCCGCAGACAACAACAGUCUGGCGAAGGUUGCCAUUACAUGCGCCUGCACCUUGGUCACAUCGGUUCCUCACUUCAACUUCCGAACGGAGCUCUUGAAGAUUUUGGUGGGCAAGCUGAGUGCUAGGAAGGUCGAUGAAUCCUCUAAAAAAUGCCUGAAAGCCCUUGAGACCUUGUUCCAGGAAGAUGAAGAGGGAAGACCAACCAUGGAGGCAGUAUCGCUCCUUGCAAAAAUGAUGAAAGCGCGGCGAUACUUGGUUGACGAAAGUGUCCUCAAUCUCUUUCUCUCCCUGCGGCUGCUCUCUGAGUUCUCCGGGAAAGCCUCGAAAGACGGAGUGGACAUGGCCAACGGCGAGAACAAGGCCCCGAAAAAGAAAUGGGAGCAUCGGACGAAGCGUGAACGGAAAGCUUUGAAGGAAGAGAAGGCUUUGUCCAAGGUGAUGGCGCAGGCAGAUGCUCUGGUGAGCCACGAGGAGCGAGAUCACAUGCAGUCAGAGACGUUGAAGCUUGUCUUUGCUACUUAUUUCCGGAUCUUAAAGCAACGACAACCACAGCUUAUGGGAGCUGUGCUUGAAGGGUUGGCGAAAUAUGCUCACCUCAUCAACCAGGACUUCUUUGGCGAUUUGCUUGAGGCCAUGAAGGACCUCAUUCGGCACAGCGAGGAGGAUGCCGAGAUUGAUGAUGAAGAUGGAGAGCACGAGGAUGAGGAUGUGUCUGUUCGGAAUACAAGCCGUGAGGCGCUGCUAUGUACAGUCACGGCGUUCACACUCCUCGCGGGCCAGGACGCACACAACGCCCGCGCAGAUUUGCAUUUGGAUCUAUCCUACUUCUCGACGCACCUCUUCCAAGGCCUCUUUCCCCUUUCGAUGGACGCUGAUCUGGAGCUGGGAGCGAAGUCUUUGCACCUUCCGGACCCAGACAGCCACCAGGUUCCUAAACUCAACAAAGUCAACCUACAGACAACGACGGUGCUCCUGAUCAGGUGUCUCACGGCAAUCCUUCUGCCGCCGUGGAACAUCCGCUCGGUCCCUCCACUGCGCAUCGCAGCAUUUGCCAAGCAGCUGAUGACCAUCGCCUUACAGAUGCCGGAGAAGUCGUGUCAGGCCGUACUCGCCUUAAUGAACGACGUGACUUAUACGCACGGAAAGAAGAUAGGGUCGAUAUGGAAUACGGAGGAGAGAAAAGGCGAUGGGACCUACAACCCGCUCAGUGAAUCUGUCGAGGGAAGCAACCCAUUUGCGGCUACGGUCUGGGAGGGGGAAUUGCUGAGGAGGCAUUACUGUCCCAAGGUCCGCGAGGGACAAAAGCUGCUAGAGAAGAGUCUCCGAACGCUGUGA